Molecule: messenger RNA, 1913 nt
Organism: Archocentrus centrarchus (flier cichlid)
Lineage: Eukaryota; Metazoa; Chordata; Actinopteri; Cichliformes; Cichlidae
Gene: hmgcll1
Product: 3-hydroxymethyl-3-methylglutaryl-CoA lyase like 1
Exons: 9
Coding region: 159-1184 (341 amino acids)
Biological process (GO): ketone body biosynthetic process; L-leucine catabolic process
Molecular function (GO): hydroxymethylglutaryl-CoA lyase activity
Source: RefSeq, a predicted model, not a curated record
AUCCUCGCAUUUUAUUCUCUGCAUGCAGCGAGGUCCUCAGCCAUCCAGGCCUGGCACGCGUAUGUGACACACUAAUUGACUCUGUGUCGUUGCAGCGAUCCGCGUAGGUUAUUCCCGGAGAACACGGAGCUGCAGCGGGCUGAUCAGCAGCCAUACGGAUGGGUAACGUGCCCACCACAGUGAAGCACUGCCUGAGCUAUGAGCAACUCAUCGAGGACUACCCGUGGCUGAGACGCUGGCUGCAGGAGGACAAGACAAUUACAGGACAUGAAUAUCCAGAGUUUGUUAAAAUUGUUGAAGUCGGGCCGAGAGAUGGACUUCAAAAUGAAAAGGAGAUUGUUCCAACGGGGGUGAAAAUCCAGCUGAUAGACAUGCUCUCAGGAACAGGCCUGUCUGUGAUCGAGGCCACCAGCUUUGUCUCUUCAAAGUGGGUACCGCAGAUGGCAGACCACACUGACGUACUCAGAGGAAUCCAGAAAGCGCCUCAUGUUCAGUACCCGGUUUUGACACCUAACCUGCAAGGCUUUCAGGAUGCCGUUGCAGCUGGAGCUACUGAAGUGGCGGUGUUUGGGUCAGCAUCUGAGACCUUCAGUAAAAAAAAUAUUAACUGUUCUAUUGAUGAAAGUAUGCUGAGGUUUGAGGAAGUCAUUAACGCUGCCAAAAAGCGACAAAUUCCAGUCCGAGGGUAUGUUUCUUGUGCGCUUGGGUGCCCCCAUGAGGGACAGAUUGAACCUUCCAAAGUUGCAGAGGUGGCAAAGAGAUUAUAUGAAAUGGGCUGUUACGAGAUUUCCUUGGGAGACACCAUUGGUAUUGGUACUCCAGGUUCCAUGCUUAAGAUGCUACAGAGGGUGAUGAAGGAGGUGCCCAUCGAUGCUCUAGCAGUUCACUGCCAUGACACCUACGGGCAAGCACUGCCCAACAUCCUUACUGCACUUCAAAUGGGGGUCUCUGUGGUGGAUUCUGCAGUAGCUGGCCUGGGAGGUUGCCCUUACGCUCAGGGUUCAUCUGGAAAUGUUUCAACAGAGGACGUUCUCUACAUGCUUCAUGGCAUGGGCAUUGAAACGGGUGUGAACAUUGCCAAAGUCAUAGAGGCUGGUUCCUUCAUCUGCAAUGCUUUGUCUCGCAAGACAAAUUCCAAGGUUGCCCGAGCAAGAGGCACGGCACGCUGUGAUGUGUCUCUGUAAUGCAGCAUCUUUAAAUAAUUCAGUCUGUUCCCUUUAAAGUGCUUCUCCAUUGUUGUUGCAUUCAGAUUUGUUGCCUGUGUGUCUGUAUUUGAAUUGCAUUGCUCCUUGUAGCUCAUGUAUGAAAAAUGUCUCAUUUUCAGUUUCCUACUUUAAUGUUGAUUUCCAGAUUAUAUUUACAGCUGAGGACCUUUAUAAUCAGGUGAAUAAGUACGUCUUUCUUAGAUUAGUUUUUGCUCUGCGCGGUUUGAUAUAACAAAAUUAAAGAUUGGUCACACUGAAGGGAAAGUAACACUGGGCUGAUAACUAUCAAGAUGAGUAUUCAUUUGUGAUAGAGGUCUGGAUUGAUGACUCGAUCAUUUAUGAUCUGGGUCACUUUUAUUUGUUUGCAUCAAUCAAUGGCCUUAUAAAAUGAUGUAACAGGUGUAUGGGUGUCUCCAAUAUGCACUUUACUCCUCUGAAGACCUUUUGUAAUUUGCUAUGAACUUUUAUAAUUAAUUAAAAAUCAGACACCCUCUCAAACUACCACAUCAACAGCAUUUUAAAGGAAGUACAGAUGAGUUUUUGUUAUUAGGUUUGCCAAAGAUUCUUAAAAAAGUGCCCCUUGAUAGUUUUUUGUUUGUUUGUUUGUUUGUUGUUUUUGUAUUUCAGAACCUUUUACCAUGACAUAAGCUAAUGUCUGAGACAAAUGUGGUUUAACGUUUUCAUGUCUACGCCCUACUGUGCAAUCUG